Molecule: messenger RNA, 2088 nt
Organism: Pelagomonas calceolata
Lineage: Eukaryota; Pelagophyceae; Pelagomonadales; Pelagomonadaceae
Source: the annotation of a GenBank genome assembly
AUGCUGGGUCGGCUCCGAGACGCCGUAGCAGACGUCCGCGACGCGAGCUCCAACGCUACAAGAUGGCUCGGCAUAGAUGAGCUCGCACAGGCUGCUGCCUAUGCGGGGAGCGGCACCGAGGUCUGGCGCGUCGUCGGCGCGCGGAAAGCCGUGGCGGAGGAGCCCGAGCUCGAGUGCAGCGCCGCGGCCGUGGAAUGCUCGAUAAGCGGGGCCGUGCGCGGCCACGCCGCGCUGCAGGCGCUCGAGCAGUUCGCCGCGGCGCGCCAGGCAUCGCAUGCCAGAGGCGAGUGGUCCUCCGCGGCUGCGCCACUCGCGGACGCCGCGACGGCGCGGCCCCGGCGCUGGCCGCUGACGCCCGACGAGGACCAGCGCUUGGACGAGCCGGCCGCAGACGGCGUCGAUAGCGCUCUCAGUGCGUUGGCGGCGUUGGCGGCCGACGGCGCGAGACACGACGACGAGACAGCGCGCGCCUACGAGUCCCUGCGGCGUGCACUGGGCGCGGACGCGGCCGAAGCGAACGCCAGUCUACGAGAGGCGCACGCAUUACUAACCAAUGCACGUGGUGCUGCGCGAACCGCCGAGUCUCAGCUGGCGAGUCGCCGUGCGGCCCUCGUGCGCGCCGACGAGGCCGCGCGCAAAGCAUCGGAGGACGCGGAGGACGCGCGAGGCGCCACGGAGGCGGCCGAGGCGAACGCGCGCGCGGAGGUAACCCAGGAGGUUGCGCGAGCGGCUGCGCUGGCGCGGGAUCGCGCUCGGACGCACGAACGCCGAUGUGGAGAGAAAGCGCGAGAAAGCGCGAGGCUGUCGGGCCAUGCGCGGGGCGAAGUAGCCGCGGCGGCGGAUGGCGCGAUCCAGGCCUUGGACCAAAGUGAGCGGGCCGAGGCCGUGGCGUCCGUAGCUCUGCGCGAGCUGCGAAGUUCCCUCGCGGCGCCGCGCGUCCUUGGGGCAUUGCGAGCGAUCUCCGCAGCAGAGCGUGCCGCCUCGGACGCGCGACGGCUCAAGCUGGACGCGUUGGAUGCCGCGCUGGACGCCGCGGAGGCACGCGCCGCGCCGCCGCGCCGCCCGCCGCCCACGCGCGUGGCCAAGGCAUUAGGACUGCUACGCGACGCGACGCGGCGGCGCGAGGCCGGCGAUAUCCACACCGGCGCCGGGCCCGCCCUCGAGUCAGACGUCGACGCGGCGCUGCGGUCGCUCUUUUCUGACGCUGACGCCGGCGCGGCGUCGCCGCCGCCCGUCGAAGUCGCCGCGACGGCCGAGGCUAAGCGCCGCUCGUCGACAGCUGCCGUCGACGACGAGGCUCCGGUCGAGCCGCGCGUCAGCCUCGUCGAGCAGGCCUCCCAAUCGCUGGACGAUGCCGUUGAAACGGUCGGCGGUGCGCUCGAGGGCUUGCUGGGCGACGCGCCGCCCGCGCCGCCUUUGUCUGAGCCGGACGCCGUCGCCGAUCGCGUCGUCGCCUACGUGAGCCAGGGCGACCGCUUCGCAUUUUCCACGGAGCGAGCGGCACCAGCGGCGGGAGCAAGAGCGGCCGCGGUCAUCCGGGCGCUCAACAGACAACGGAGUCGGCAGACGGCCCUACCGGACGCGCUGCGGCUCCGAGCUUUAGCAAGGGUAUGCCUCGCGUGCCUGGACGCCUGCGCGCGGGCGAACGACGUGCGGGCCCCCGCGGUGCUUGCGAUGUUGGCACAGACGUUUUACGUGGACCACGGCGAGGGCGCGCGCGAUGAGCGGCUAUACCUCGGCGACCUGCUGGCCCAGCACGAGACCUGGGCCUCGCAACAGUUCUGGGAGCGGUCGACGGCCUCGGCGGUUCUGGACGCCGUCGACGCGUCGCGGUUGGAGGGGGACCGCCACGGCGACCUCCUGUUCUCGCCUGACGCGCGCGACGCGGCGCGGCGCGUGCAUCUGUGCGUGCACGCGCAGCUCGCGGCGUUCUGCGUGUCGAUGAAGGCCUUCGGCGCGCCACUUGCCGAGAUCCGGCGGCACGCCGUCCGGACCUGCUCCAUUUAUCAACUUCCUGCCGAAGAUUUAAGGGUCCUGCUCCGCGAGUACGACGAGCCCGCCGGAGAAGAGGUCAUAGUCUAAUAAUAA